UACUUAAAAUUUGUUUCCCAGAGUAAUUGAACUUCUGCGUCAUACCGGAAGUGUGGUGCAUUGUGGUAGUGUGGUUGCCAUAAGGAAAAAGUCGGCAGGUUGUGGUGGCUCUCAAAAGAAAUUCACUAUGAAUGCAGGAAAACUGAGCUGGGCGGAACAGGUUGAACACGAAGAUAAUGAAGACGAAAUAAUUCUAGCUCCUGGAGAAUCGGGUGAAGCAACUAUUGAAGAGAAAGAUGGACUGAAGAAAAUCACAGAAGUCAAUUGGAGUGAAGACUUAGGGAAGCACAUUAAGGUUAUCAAAUCUUACAGAGUUGAAACAAAAAAGCUCACUAAAUCUAUUGCCAGGCGAAAGCAAUGGAAGAAGUUUGGAUCUGCUGAAAGUGAUCCACCAGGUCCUAACCCUGCAAACACGAUUAUUUCUGAAGACAUAUUCAUGUCAUUUUUGAACAGUAAAGAGCACCAAAUUGAAACAGACGAUGACCCACUUCUGAAAAUAAAAUCUCAGAAAAUUGUUACUUGCCGUAUUUGUAAAGGAGAUCAUUGGACUACCAGAUGUCCUUAUAAGGACACUCUACAACCAUUACAAGAUAAUCUCAAGGAAGGAGAGAAGAAACAAGAUGCAACAACUCCUGGUAGUGCUGCUGGUUCAUUGGCAUCAAAAACUGGCAAAUAUGUACCACCAAGUUUGCGUGAUGGUGCCAACAAAGGACGAGGAGAAUCAAUGAACAAUAGCAAACGAGAUGACUUUGCUACAAUCCGUGUGACGAAUCUCUCUGAGGAUACUCGUGAAGCUGAUUUACAAGAGCUAUUCCGGCCCUUUGGAACUAUUCACAGAAUAUAUUUGGCUAAAGAUAAAAACACAUGCCAAUCGAAAGGUUUUGCUUUCAUCAAUUUUCAUCGCCGUGAAGAUGCAGCUCGGGCUAUUCUUGGAGUAUCUGGCUAUGGUUAUGACCACUUGAUUCUUAAUGUUGAAUGGGCAAAGCCAUCUGUAACAUCUUGAUAGCUGUGUGUUGUAGAAGUUGAUGACUCCCACACAUUUAGGUGUUCUCUUGAUGAUGCUGCCUAAACAUUUUAUUGCAUUAAAUAGUACCCACAACAGUCAGCUGCAGCUGACAUGUGAAACAUUAAUAAAACUUAAUAAAACAA
Octopus bimaculoides (California two-spot octopus) is the source of this 1149-nucleotide messenger RNA. Its product is annotated as eukaryotic translation initiation factor 3 subunit G. The record is from RefSeq and is a predicted model, not a curated record. NCBI's taxonomy places the organism in Eukaryota, Metazoa, Mollusca, Cephalopoda, Octopoda, Octopodidae. Gene Ontology annotation, molecular function: translation initiation factor activity; RNA binding. Gene Ontology annotation, cellular component: eukaryotic translation initiation factor 3 complex; cytoplasm.